Molecule: messenger RNA, 3156 nt
Organism: Symbiodinium sp. CCMP2592
Lineage: Eukaryota; Dinophyceae; Suessiales; Symbiodiniaceae
Source: the annotation of a GenBank genome assembly
AUGCAGAAGGUCUAUGCCGGGGAAGCGCGAGAAGAUGCUAUCAACUCUAUCAUCCAGCUGACCUGUAAGAGUCGUCUUCGUGGCACCGUCGCUCUGAGGAAGUUGGCGCAGGAUGGAAAUCCCUCCGUCAUAGAUCGCGUGCUGCAAGGUGUGAAGAAACGUUUGGCAGAGACCGAUGUCAUCCUGCAGAGUGUCUUGAUCGUGGCUUGUGCAGAGAGGGGUGACUGGCAGCUCGCGAUCAGCUCAUUGCGGACCAUGCGACUGGAUGGUCUGGAGCCAGACGAUGUGAGCCACAACUGCGUUGUGCAGGUAGCUGGCAGAGCUGGUUUAUGGGAAGUCGCAGAGACGGUGCUGGAAGGAAGCACCAAGAGGACUUCCCGCAGCUUGCAAGCUGCUGUCGGUUUGUACGACGGUGAGCGAUGGGCCGUGGCCUUGACUUGCCUGAAUGCAGCGCGUCUUGAGGGUGUCCGGCCAGGUCUGGGCUGCCACAAUGCAGCUAUCGCUUCCUCCCGGUCCUGUUGGACUCUGCCGCUGCAUUUGUUGGCAAGAUUGCCUCAAGCAGAGGUGAAGCCCGAUCUGGUCAGUUGCAACUCUGCUAUAACCGAUGCAACCUCUGCAAGGCAGGCGGCAUCUGCAUGGCGAGCUGCUCUCCGCUUGCUGCUACACGCGAUCGACUUGGGCCUCCAAUUGCGGCAGCUUUCUUUCUGCGCAAGCAUCAGUGUAUGUGGGAAAGCAGGCUUCUGGAAGCAAGCGGUAGGGCUCCUCGGGCGCGCACUGCGCUCGCAGCUCUCGGCCGACAAGAAAAUGAUAACUUCAGCCGUCUUGGCUGUAGAAACACAAUGGAAGCUGGCAUUGCGUCUUUGGGCAAUGACCAUCCGGAACCGCUUCUUUCGGCCUGAUGCCCUCUGUCUGAAUUGCGUGCUUGCGGCUUGUGCCAAAGGCAAGUCUUGGCACGUGGCGGCAUAUUGCUUGCAUGAAGCAUUGAGUAUGUGUCUGAGAGUCGAUGAGAUGUCCUUCAACAUCGCUGCCGGUGCCUGCAACGACGGGGGUGAGUGGGAGCUUGGGCUGGCCAUUCUGAGUAGCAUGGCCAGCUAUGGGGUCAACCUGAGCCUGGUGAGCUGGAACACAGCCAUUGCAUCUUGCCAGCUUUGUGGCCAAUGGCAAUUGUCGCUGUCCAUGCUGCAAACUAUGCAAGACCAUUCUGUCCGACCUGAUGCGGUGAGCUUUGCUUCGGCGAUAUGUUCUUGUGCAGGGAAACAGUGGCGCCGGGCACUGCGUCUCUGGAACCUUCUGGAUGGACAGACCUCGCCGAAUCUGGUUUGCAUCAACAGUUUGAUCAGUGCCUGUGAGAAAGGGUCGAGCUGGAAGCAUGCCGUUGAAACCCUGUGGACUAUGCCGUCUGCGCAAACUCCAGAUGAUGCGAGCUACAAUGCCGCAAUUACGGCGUGCCAGCAGCGACUGGCAUGGCAGCAUGUGCUCUGGACAUUCAACCACAUGGACAAGAGUUUGCGUGACGAGGUCACGUACAACGCGGUGAUUUUUGCUGCGAAGGCGAAAGUUGAUUGGGAGCAGGUGCUCGAACUUCUGCGGCAGAUGAGUAUAUCGCGCAUCCAGCCCUUCGCUAUGACCCACGAAGCUGCAGUUUCCAUCUGCCUGGAUUGCUCGCAGGGCGUUGCGGCAAGAACGCUCUUGGAGGACGUGGGCCUUCGUGGUUUGAUUUGUGCAGUGUACGACUGUACGAUGCAGAUGCAGAAUGGCACGCCGAAGGCAGCUCUCUACAUCAUAGCCGGAUCAUAUGCCAGAGCCGCCACACAGUGGCCGCGACGGAAGGGUGUCGGUUACAAGAUGCACGGUGGAAUGCUCGUCGGCGUUGCUGAGGGAGAGAACUAUCCGAGCGGACUUGACAAAGGCAUGCGCGACGCGGAAAUUUGGGUUCAGAAAGAUGGCAAAGUCGUGGCAUACAAGACCGCGUAUUUCGGUCAAGUACAUGUUGGCGGACCGGAACCGCAGAGCUUCACGGUGGUCUUUGACACCGGGUCAGGACACUUAAUCCUGCCGUCAAGCAGUUGUUUCAGCACAGCCUGUGCAAAGCACAGAAGAUACAACAGGACGGCUUCUCAAACAGCCGUCGACAUCGAGUAUGAUGGAACGAAGCUUAGUGCCGAUGCCACAGAGCGCGAUCAGGUUGCGAUCGCGUUCGGAACGGGCGAAGUCCAGGGUGAGUUUGUCAGCGAGGACGUUUGCCUCAACUUCAAUGCAGCAAUGGCCGGAGGUGCGGCUAACACGGAUGGAUGCGUGAAUCUGCGAGUAGUCGUGGCAUCGAAAAUGACGGAGGAUCCUUUCAGUCACUUCGACUUCGAUGGGGUUCUCGGACUUGGACUUGAGUCCCUUGCUCUCAGUCCGGAGUUUAGCUUCUUUGGGCAGAUGCUGGCGCAGAAUCCGGGCAUGCAGCCGCGGUUUUCAGUCUUCCUCGCCCAGAAUGAGGGUGUCGACAGCAUGAUCUCCUUUGGUGGGCACGAGGAGAAGUUUGCCAGCAGCGACAUCCAAUGGGCACCUGUGGCCAUGACGGAACUGGGCUACUGGCAGGUGGAGCUGAAGUCUGUGAAAGUCGGCAACCAGGUCCUUGAGGAGUGCGCGGAUGGGUCGUGCCGGGCCAUCUUGGACACUGGAACCUCCUUGUUGGGCGUCCCACGGCAGGCCGUACGUGCCAUGCACCGCAUGCUGGCGAGGCCAGUGGCGGAGGAUAUCUCAAACCAAGGAGGCAUCGAUUGCCGAAGGCUGCCGGGAUCAAAGCUCGAGUUUCAGCUUUCCGAUGCAGUUGUGAGCCUCCAGCCGGAGGAUUACUCCAGGCCGUCCCCGUUCAACAUGACCAUCCCCAAUCAAGACAAAUGGAGGUUGUUCUGCCGAUCGCUGCUCUUGCCCGUGGACAUGGCGGCACCUUUGGGCCCGAAGGUCUUCAUCUGGGGCGAGCCCAUGUUGCGAAGAUACUACACGAUCUACGACCUGGCCAACAAGCGCAUUGGCUUCUCUUUGGCCAGACAACCGAGUGGCAAGGCAUCUUCGCCUCCCAUCGGUGCACCUCCGGCAGGGACGCUGGUCUCAGGAGAGGGCAGCCAUUUUGUGCAGAAGCGCCGCUCAGCAGCUAAGCGGUGCUAA